GGAGAUUGAAUGACCUAGGAAAUCGAAUUGGCGACAGGUUUUUAGGACUGGGGACAUAACUGACCUUGAAGAAUCCAUUAAAAUGGAAGGCAAGUAGUCGAUACAGUUUCAGAAGGCGAUCCAAACCACGCUAUGUAUUUAAAUGACCUUGGAGUCCCACUCUAUGACAGAUUUUUGAGGAUGGGUGUGAUAGAUGACCUUGAAGAAUGCAUUCGAAUAACGGGGCAAGCAGUUGGUAUGACUCCUGAUUAUCAUCCAAAACAGGCAAUGUAUUCAAGCAACCUUGGGGUUUAUCUCAACAAUAGGUAUUUGAGGAUAGGAACGAUGGCUGAUCUUGAAGCCGCUAUUCGACUCGCGAGACAAGCAGUUGAUGCGACUCCAAGAUACAGUCCAGACUGGGCGGGUCGAUUGCACAACCUUGAAAAUUAUCUCAGACGGAGAUAUUCAAGGAGAAGAACAAUAGCUGACCUCGAAGAAUCCAUCCAAAUUGCAAGAAAAACAGUCGAUGCAACUCCAGAAGACCAUCCAAACAGGGCAAUAUACUUGGACGGCCUUGGAUAUGCGCUCUCUGAUAGAUAUGCAAAAAAAGGGGUGAUAGCUGAUCAAGAGGAGGCCAUGCGACUCGCGAGACAAGCAGUCAACGCAACUCCAAUAGACAGUACACUUUGGGCCCCUCGGUUAGGCAUCCUAGGAACCAGACUAAUGGUCAAGUAUUUAAGGACAAGAGAGACUGCUGAUGUUGAAGAAUCCAUUCGAAUUUCUAGGCAAGCAGUUGAAGCAACUCCAGAGGACCAUCCGCAACGGGCAUCACUCUUGAUGACCCUUGUUAAGGCACUCGCCAAAAGACGCUCGAGGACGGGGGCGACAGCCGACACCAUCAAGGAGAUUACUGCCCACCUUCAAUCUGUUUUACGCCAGCGCAAUGCGGAAGUCAUCACUCGGAUACAAGCCGCCAGAGCAGUUCUUCCAGCAUGUGCAUCCACAUUACACUGGGAACAAGCUUACGAGGUUGCAAAUGUCGCCAUAAGUCUUGUUCCGAAAUUAACACCUCGAUCACUCGAAAAUUCCGAUAAGCAGCAUGUGCUGAGACAAGUAGCCGGUGUAGCCUCUGAUGCGGCUGCGUUAGCAUUACAAGCAGGGAAGGGCGCGCUUGUUGCACUGGACUUCCUUGAGCAGGGCCGCGGCAUACUCGCAACAUCCCUAGAGGAGAUGCGGACAGAUACUCUAAGCUUACGCUACAGAUAUCCCGACUUAGCAGAACGAUUUGCCCAGCUUCGAAACGAGUUGGAACUCUCUGACACCCGCGACACCUCUUUUCUAGACCAGUCGUCCUGGCAGACACAAGGGAGUAGACGGUAUGACGCCGGCAACGAGCUCGAUAAGGUGAUCGUUGAAAUUCGCAAACAGUCUGGAUUUGAGGAUUUCUUAACCGCACCAAGUGAGAAAGAGAUGCAAGCAGCUGCGGCAUCAGGUCCAAUUGUUGUUAUAAAUGUGAGCAAGUAUCGUUGCGAUUCAGUGCUUAUUGAGAAGCACCAGAUAAGGGUUUUAGCCUUACCGCUCCUCAAUAUUAAGGAAAUCAAGAACAGGGCGCAAAGGCUUAUCCAAGGGAGCCUGACGACUCUUGAGUGGCUUUGGAAUGUCGCUGCGAGCCCAAUCCUAGACGCCCUUGGGUUUGUUCAACCUCCAACUGCUGAUAACUGGCCACAUGUAUGGUGGAUUACUACUGGCCCGUUGAGUACAUUUCCUCUUCAUGCAGCUGGCCUUCAUAGUAGCGGUUUUGCCGAAACGGUACUUGAUAGGGUUAUAUCGUCCUAUAGCCUGUCCAUAAAGACGAUCAUACGAAGCCGCUCGCGUCACAUUCCACUACAGGGCCCAGCACGGGCGAUCCUUGUUGCCAUGCAGAAUACACCAGAACACAGCAGGCUGCCUUUUGCGGCUAGGGAGGUAGCAGUGCUACAUGAUAUUUGUAAACUAACGGGUCUUGACCCUAUUAAACCACCACGACGUAAACAAGAUGUCAUACAGCAUCUGCCAAACUGCAAGAUAUUUCAUUUUGCCGGCCACGGCUACACGGAUGCCACCAACCCUUCACACAGCCAUAUGCUUCUCGAAGAUUGGAAAACUGACCCAUUAACGGUGGCCACUCUUCUGGAGAUGAAUCUCAACGAGAGCUCACCAUUUCUCGCCUAUCUCUCGGCCUAUGGAACUGGUCAGAUCAAAAAUGACAGGCUCGUCGAUGAGAGCAUUCAUCUAAUUAGUGCGUGUCAGUUAGCAGGUUUCCGACACGUCAUUGGGACUCUAUGGGAGGUCAAUGAUGAACUAUGCGUAGACAUGGCGAGAAUUACAUAUGAAAGUAUGAGGAAUGGAAACAUGACGGAUAUCUCUGUGCGUCGGGGACUCCAUAACGCUACUAGGGAGUUACGGGAUCGUUGGUUGUUAAGGAUGUCAUCAAAGGUCAGACGUGGAAGCAGAUCGGUUACAAUGGUAGAUGUAUCCUUUGUUAAGGACACGAAGGAAUGCCGGAGAGCAAAUUAUGUGGCCCCAAAAAAUGACGGAUUACCCAGAGAUGCUGUUCUGUGUGAUGACGACGGUUACGACGAUGAUGACGACGAUGAUGGCGACGACGAAGGGAUAGAAUCACUACAUUGGGUUCCUUAUGUUCAUUUUGGCGUCUGAUUUAUUAUUUAUUCGGCAGUAGAUUAGUCGUCACGAGAUUGCAUUGUUCAAAUGUUGGGGGAUAAACACCGCAGUGGCUGAUAGUUCAUUGACAUCUAUUUUCAAAGACUUACGG
This is a messenger RNA of Talaromyces proteolyticus, 2791 nucleotides long. Its product is annotated as CHAT domain-containing protein. The transcript has a single exon. The record is from RefSeq and is a predicted model, not a curated record. The coding region runs from base 133 to 2676 and encodes 847 amino acids. NCBI's taxonomy places the organism in Eukaryota, Fungi, Ascomycota, Eurotiomycetes, Eurotiales, Trichocomaceae. Gene Ontology annotation, molecular function: protein binding.